Messenger RNA from Rotaria socialis, 1530 nucleotides. NCBI's taxonomy places the organism in Eukaryota, Metazoa, Rotifera, Eurotatoria, Philodinida, Philodinidae. The record is from the annotation of a GenBank genome assembly.
AUGAUAGUCGGUUCUGCAAUAGUAUUAGCACUUAUCCCAAUCUAUAUUCCACCUAGUCAUUUGACUGUCUCGUAUCAAGAUAAGACACGGUCGUUUCAAAGUGUUUCUCAGUUUUCUACAAUAUCAAAGCGUAGCAUUACAUCGUAUGUUGAUCCAGUAGAUUCAACUAGUUUUCCUGUACUACAGCAAUUUAUUCGUGCUACAUUAACCCACUGGACCAAAUUACCAAUGAGUGUUCAAAUCAUUAUCGACGAAGCAUAUGUCGAUAAUUCAAAUCAAAAAUUAUUUAUGCUAGGAAAAUAUGUUUUUUCAAGUUUUUGCAAAGAAGCAUGUCAAAAUAAGGCAAUGGAUUCCAUUUUACAAAUUCAAGGUUAUACACAGACAUUACAUAAUAUAUCAAUUUCAAACCUCAAUGAAAAUAUUGGUUUUAAUGUUAAUAAAAAUUUUAAAAAUGUAAAUUUACUAAGUUUAUCAUUUGUUGAAAAUCAACUUCAAGAUCCGACCGAUUUUAUAUUCGGUAUGCACUUGGAAUCUAAUUUCGGGCCACAGCGUAAACGACGACAAAUACAAAAUACCGGUGAACAAGAAUCGUUGUAUAAACUAAUUCAGCAAAUGCUCAGUCUUACCAACAAACUUAAGAAUGUUCCAUUUAUUAUUGUUGAUAGCCGUUUCACACAAAUGAUAAUUGAUAGCCAGUUAAUUGUUACAGUUAGAAUGCAGUAUCCAAUAUAUUGCUCGCCGCUAUGUUUAGAAGAAAGUGUAACUGAUUUGUAUGCAACCUUCCUCGGUUAUGGUAAAAUCAAUGAAUCUACUUAUACAAGAGGAAACGCUAAGUAUAGGAUAAAUAAAUUAGACAUGGACGGUAUUGGAAACUCAGUUCCACUAUCACUAUUUACUUUGAGCUACAGUACAGAAAACACAACAAAUAUUACUGAUGGUCCGAUUAUUGAUGAAGCUUCACUCGCCAAUAUAAAAAAUGGCAUAAAAGAUUGUUUGAAUUCGACUAUAGACAUCGACGUUAUCAAAGCAUCCUUUACAUCACUCGAAAAUUCAUCACAAAACCAUAAUCGACGAAGAAGCAUAAUUCAAUAUGUACUUAUUGUGGUUAUUCGAUUCAUUGGUGUGUUUUCCACAUGUGAUCGUCACUGCCAACAAAACACUUUUAUACCUAUACUCAGAAAUAUAAGACAACCAGCACAGCCUUUUCCAAUCAAUAAUAUUAUAAUACUAGCACUAAGAUCAAUUAUUUACACCUUCGGCAAACAAAACCCAACACUCAUUAUAACGACUACAGCUGCACCAACGACAACUACCGCAUCUGGUAUAUCAGCAACGCCAUAUCGACUAACAACAAUAGACACGACUCAAAUAACGAUAGUUGGGAAUUUAACAACACCAGAGCACAACAUAACACCAUCAGGUUCAACCACCUGUCAAACGGCAACUGCUUCCGUGGCUGGUCAAAGCACUGCUACAGAAGUUACGUCAGCAUCUGCUUCAACCACCAUUGACGCGUCAACUACUCCGUGA